Messenger RNA from Linum trigynum, 2057 nucleotides. The record is from the annotation of a GenBank genome assembly. Lineage: Eukaryota; Viridiplantae; Streptophyta; Magnoliopsida; Malpighiales; Linaceae.
UGGACCAAGGAGGAGAAGAAGCUACCAGAAGAGAAGAUGGCCUGUCUCUUGCGAGCCCGACCUACACGCUCGCGGACCCAACUAUCACCCCGGCCACGGUGAAUGACCAGGCCCAUGUUAUCACCACUCAGACCCAGAAUGUGAUCCCUAUGUCCGAAACAGCGACGGCUCCACAAGCAGAAGAAGGAAGAAUGAGGCCCGAGAAGAAGAGGAAACCAGAGCACAUGAGCCCAACGUGCAUCUCACUGCCAACACAAGACCCUAUCUCUAACCUGUCUUUUGACUCUCUUUCUUUUGCCCCAGUAGAAAGCAGAAAGACAUACCAGAGGAGGAGGAGCAUUAUCAGAAGGAAGAGCCUUGCAGAUAUUACAGCAGAUGGGAGCCAAUCCGAAGAGGGGGAAUCAUCCACUCCGAGGGCGCCGGCGGCAGGCCUCAAGCCGCCAAACAAUGAAUGAGAAUUUUAAGCUGGAAUUGUAGGGGAUUCGGCCAGUCCCUUACAAGAAGCUACUGCGGCAGGCUUUGCCGUCAAUUUGGCCCCUCAAUUCUCUUCCUCAUGGAAACGAAGAAAGAUGAAUCAUUCAUGGAAGAUAAGAGGAGAGUGAUGAGGUUUGACCAUGGAGAAUAUGUUAAUCCAGCAAGUGGAGGUAGUGGUUUAGCUGUUUGGUGGAAAGACGAUGUUGAAGUGUGUGUGAUUGAUAGGUGUAAGUCCUUUAUGGACAUUAGCGUUAGUUAGAAUGGAGUGGUUUUCUUUUGUACCUUGGUCCAUGCUCCUGCCACGGCGGUAGAGAGAAGGACAUUGUGGGAUCGACUUACGAUCCCGAGGGAGACUCCAGACGAGUCUUGGCUCAUUGUUGAUGAUCUGAAUGUGGCUCUUUUCCCUUAUGAGAAACAGGGGCGUUGCCCCCUUAGAAAUGAGAAUGUAGUCCUGUUCAAAAAUUUCAUCGACAGUAAUGGACUAGUUGAUCUUGGGUUCUCCGUGGAGGUUUUUACUUGGUCCAACAACCAGCAGGGUGAUGAUUUAAUCAGGGAAAGGCUCGAUAGAGCUCUCUGCACUUCUAGUUGGCUCAGAUCUUUUGAAAAAGCAAGGGUCUUCCAUGAAGACUUUGUGGAAUCUGAUCACUGCCCGAUCAGAAUUGAUCUCCACCAUUACAAGCCAUCAACCUACACCCCUUUUCGCUUUGAUAAGCGAUGGAAGGAGGGUGAAGAGUGCAAGCGGAUUAUUCUUGAUAGAUGGGUUCCGGGGGAACUGUACAAGGGAUCUUGAAUGAUUGCCAAAGAAACAUACUGGCCUGGGAAAAACUGGACAGGAUACAUAAACUGAAGAGAGAAAAAGAAUUAAGACAGAGAUUACAAGAGCUCCAAGGUCCUAUCAGGACCCAGGAAAUGGUCGAGGAGGAAAGUAGUCUGCUUCGGGAGCUUGACAAGUGGUGGACCUCGGAAGAAUCCUUCUGGGCCCAGAGGUCAAGAAAUGGAUGGCUUCAGGAAGGGGACCAGAACACUGGUUUCUUCCAUUCUAGCACUAUCCGAAGAAGCACAGGAACAAAAUUCUUAAAUUAAGAGAUGCAUAUGGAAACUGGAUUGAUAAACCCGAUGAGUUGGAUGAUCACGUCAACGAGUUUUAUAGAUUUCUGUUUGAGAGUAGAAGAUGGAAUUUUGACCAGUCACUGUUGACAGGGUUCCCUGUUUUGGUUACAGAAGAAGUCAACAGCCUCCUAUCUGCUCAGAUCACAAAGGAGGAAGUUCGCAAAGCUGUAUUCCAACUCGGGGCAAACAAGGCCCCGGGCCCCGAUGGAUUCCCAGGCCACUUUUUUAGGACAUACUGGUCCUGCCUCGGGGAUACUUUCUACAAAGAGGUCAUCGAGUUUUUCAGGACAGGAAUCAUGAAAGAGGGCUGGAAUGAUACUUUCAUCACUCUGAUUCCUAAGGUUGACCAACCCGAGAUGAUUGCCAAUUUAGACCAAUCAGAUGUUGCAAUUUUCGUUACAAAGUCAUCACGAAGAUUAUGACCAUUAGACUGCAACCAUGGCUGCCAAACCUAGUAAAUGAGCUUGAAUCUG